Molecule: messenger RNA, 2677 nt
Organism: Leopardus geoffroyi (Geoffroy's cat)
Lineage: Eukaryota; Metazoa; Chordata; Mammalia; Carnivora; Felidae
Gene: PHETA2
Product: PH domain containing endocytic trafficking adaptor 2
Exons: 3
Coding region: 451-1233 (260 amino acids)
Biological process (GO): receptor recycling; endosome organization; retrograde transport, endosome to Golgi
Cellular component (GO): early endosome; trans-Golgi network; recycling endosome
Source: RefSeq, a predicted model, not a curated record
UCGAUAAUCCCCAGAAACAGAAAUGUGGGCGCUUCUGGAGCCGGGUGGGGUUGCCAGGAAGCUCGGCGGGGCCUCGCAGAAUGGAUAGGAGCCCGCCCAAAGGAGGCGCCGGGCCCAAGCCGUCGCAGGCUUGGCUCAGUGGGAAAAGUGGGCCGGGCGGGGAGAGGGGGCUGGAGAGGGGAAGAGGACUCCGAGUUCUCCUGGCGGUGGGCUGGGUCCGAGGCCCGCGGACGGCCUGCGGCGGGGCCCUGGGUUCGAGGUCGCCCGCCGCUGACCAGCUCCGUGGUUCUGGCAAGUCUCGGCCUCUCCGGCCUCAGUUUCCCUCCCGCGUGGAUCCAGAAGCCGCUUCGCAGAUCCCCGGGUGCCCUAGGAACCACAUAGUCGAAGGGCUGAGCCGUGUGGCCAGACAAGCCAGCCCCCUGCCCUCUUGCUGUGAGCUCUGCUGUUCUUAUGGGAGCCAUGAAGCUGAACGAGAGGAGUGUAGCCCACUAUGCACUGAGCGACUCCCCAGCAGACCAUACGGGCUUUCUGCGCACUUGGGGCGGGGCAGGGACUCCCCCCACUCCCAGUGGCACCGGCCGAAGGUGCUGGUUUGUUCUCAAAGGCAACCUGCUGUUCUCCUUUGAGAGCCGAGAGAGCAGGGCCCCGCUGAGCCUGGUGGUGCUGGAGGGCUGCACGGUGGAGCUGGCCGAGGCUCCAAUGUCUGAGGAGUUUGCCUUCGCCAUCCGUUUCGACGCCCCUGGUGUGCGCCCACACCUGCUUGCGGCAGAUGGGCCCGCGGCCCAGGAGGCCUGGGUGAAGGCGCUGUCCAGGGCGAGCUUUGGCUACAUGCGCCUGGUGGUGCGCGAGCUGGAGAGCCAGUUGCGAGAUGCCCGCCACAGUCUGGCCUUGCAUCGCCACUCAUCCUGGAAGGCCAUUACCAGCCGCUAUAAGCCCCAGGCUCCUGACCAUCGGCCUCCGGGCCUGGAAAACGGCCACUCCCUCUCCAAGGAUUGCAGCCCUGUGGACUUGGGUGAAGAAAGGGGCAGCAGGCCAGCAGGGCAGGGCUUGGCCGAGUUGCAGGGCCCUGCCGGCCUCUUCCUGGGCAGGAGGCAGAGCCCCCUGUUCCCUGAGACCUUCUACUUCUCUGCCUUGCACAAUUGGUAUGGCCAGGAGAUCUCGGAGCUGAGGCAGAGGUGGAUGCAGAGGGCCCGGGGGAGCCGGCCAGAACGUGAGAAGCAGGAUGGGCACUGAGCCUCGGCUCUUUGGGUUCUGCCCUUGUCCUGCUGGUCAGGACACCAGAGCCAGUGCUUCUCCAGGAAUUUAAUGUUUAUUUGUUUUAAAGUUGCUUUUGUUGAGAGGGUUCUCUCCUUCCUGCUUUUUAGGCCUCCUCCAGGCUCCAGAUCCACCUUUGUGGCUGGAGGGGGACCAAGGAAUCGUUAACUUGCAACCCCUUUGUUUCCUGAGGCCCAGAGAGGAGGGGAUGCUUGCUUAGCAACCACAGGGCCAGACCCAAGUCUCCUGACUCUGUGCUGGACUGCUCCGCUCUCAGGGAAUAUUAAUGAAAUGGAGGAAGUGGGGGGACUAUUGCAUGGCCUCAGGCUGCCCUGCCUGUUUACCUACACAACAGACUCUACAACCACAACUUCUAACACAGGGAGUCGUGUGCACAUUUAAAUACCAGAAGCUGGCUGAAAUGUUGGCUCGAGGGACUGACACUGUCAGAGAAAGUGGAUUUAUUGUCCUGGGGGUUUCUGGGGCCCAGCUCUUCCUGAGCCGUGGGAAGACUGGGCAUAGGAACUGCAGUUUGGGUGGGGCCCUUUGGAGGGGCAGGGCCUUCAGCCAACGAAGAGGGAUUGAUUCUUCUCAGCAAGUGUUGGGGCCCCCAUCUUCUCUCCCUGGCUGCCUUGUCUAUAGAUGGUGCUGGUCAUUGUCCCAAGAGGGGCUGGGAGCUUUCAAUGUCAGCAGAAAUCCUUCCUGUAUUCUGUCCUUAGCAGCCAGCUCCUGGAGCUGCCAAGUGGGAAGCCAAAGAAGCGAGGAGGCAAUGUGGCUCCCUGGGGAAACCAGGUUGUUAUUUUGGUUUUCAGUCGAGGGCAUUCUGGGAGUUUGAACACCAGGAUAAAUUCUUCCAACUGCUCCCAGAGAGCUGUUCCCAACCCUGAACCCCUCCUAGGAACUCAUUCACCAUCCUGCUUGUCAGCCAGCGUGUAUCUGCCAAGACCCUCUCACUGCUACUCUCAGCAGCAUGGCGCCAAGUGUUUUAUCGAUUGUUUUGGGAGGCAAAGUGGCUGCGUCUAGAGAGCCAGCAGCCAGACUAGCCUGAGCCCUAGAGGUGUGGCAGCAGUAGCUGGAUGGAAGAUGCAGAACCUGGUCAAGACAUCCCCCCCUCUCCACACACACAGUCUGCCCCUUCUUAGACUCUCAAUCCCUUAUUAGGGCCUUGGGUAGCCUGACCAGGGCCUACGAGGUCCAGAGGCUGUGACCGACAGCCUCUUAAGUCCAGCACGCCCAAGGCCACCAGAGUCCAGAACCAGUUCCUGCCAGGCUUGUGUCCUAAGAAGAGGGGCUACCUUCCGAACCCUGUACAGGAGUCCUACAGCCCACUGCGCCUUGUUUUCUACACAGCCACUAUAGGCUUUUAUCUUUCUUAUGGUUACAGUAUUUUUAUAUGAUUAAAACAUUAGGUUUUUAUUACUCA